This is a messenger RNA of Dermacentor andersoni, 504 nucleotides long. Lineage: Eukaryota; Metazoa; Arthropoda; Arachnida; Ixodida; Ixodidae. The record is from RefSeq and is a predicted model, not a curated record.
AUGACGCCCCCCGAGAGCCAGCGGCUACAACAGCUUCUCCAUGAAGCCAACCUCGGCGACAGGACGCCAAGCCAGCUGCUGCGUCAUAUGCAGCAAUCAUUGGGCAGUAAAGUGGAUGGUCUUGACAGCCUGCUGCUCCGAGAAAUAUUUCUACAGAAAAUCCCCCCGAACGUCAGAAUGGUCAUGACUGCCUCAAAUGAAAACGAUCUAUCCAAGCUGGCUGAGUUAGCCGACAAGCUCAUGGCGGUAGCUCCCACAUCUGUCGCGGCCGUCACAAGCGAACCGUCUCCACAUGAGCAGCUUCGAGAGAUGAAGAACGACAUCUCGCGUCUCGUGGAUUCCGUGGCCGCCGUCCAUACCGCGUCACGGUCAACCAGUCAGAGUGCUACGCAGUCACCUAUGAAGCGCCAGAAACUAUGUUGGUACCAUCGCAAGUUCGGCAACGCUACACGCAAAUGCGUCCUACCCUGCGAGCUCUCGGGAAACGCCCCGGGCAGGCGCUGA